This is a messenger RNA of Durusdinium trenchii, 724 nucleotides long. Lineage: Eukaryota; Dinophyceae; Suessiales; Symbiodiniaceae. The record is from the annotation of a GenBank genome assembly.
AUGCGGCGCGGCAAAGGCCGCAAAGCGCCUGCCGCUGAUGAUGGUUGGGCUGUGGGAGAAGCAUUAAACUUGCUGCUGCCACCCACGAUGGAAGAGAAUGCGCCGAUGGAAGAGAAGCACCAUGGGGGUGAGGGCGAGGCGGAGGAGCCCAUGGUGGAUGAACCCAUGGAGGGGGAGGAGGAAGAGGAUAUGGUAAAAGAUGAAGAAGUAGAAGCUGCUGAUGACAAAGACAAGCCACGGCCUUCACAGAAGCGAGAAGAUGAAGACCAUGAAGGCCACGACAAGAGCUCCACGAAGGGCAAGAAGAACUGGAGCUGGAAGUCCAAAGGUGGCUGGGGCCGCGGCAAGGGCAAAGGAAAGUGGCACCAACAAGGACAUGGACGUGGUGCUAUUGGUGAAGGACGUGGUUGGUCCAGACCCCACUGGGCCCAGCAGAAGUGGAAGUCACAAGCUGGAUGCAGAAAAGGACAAGGCAAAGGAAAGUAUGACGACUACGGUGGGGAGUAUUGCGUGGGAGGAUAUCGCGAUGUGUCCGGGACCUUCUUUCCGUAUGGGCAAGGGCGAUCAAGGAAGCGGACGCCUGGCAAGCAGUCCCAAGCAGCUCAGAAGGGCAAGAGCUGGAAGGCACAAGGGGAACAAGAUCAAUGGACCUACGCAAUGAAAGCGGUCUGCCAGCUCAGUGAGGUUGCAAUGAAAGCAAUUGCACGGUCGGAAUAGUGGUGAC